Cladophialophora immunda is the source of this 1524-nucleotide messenger RNA. RefSeq lists its product as uncharacterized. Gene Ontology annotation, biological process: carbohydrate transport; transmembrane transport. The record is from RefSeq and is a predicted model, not a curated record. Gene Ontology annotation, molecular function: carbohydrate:proton symporter activity. The coding region runs from base 1 to 1524 and encodes 507 amino acids. The transcript is spliced from 3 exons. Gene Ontology annotation, cellular component: membrane. Lineage: Eukaryota; Fungi; Ascomycota; Eurotiomycetes; Chaetothyriales; Herpotrichiellaceae.
AUGAGUCAGGCUCAUGUGGAGGAUGCAUCGUACGACUUGGAACGCAAACGCCACUUCAAGGCCUACACUGUUUUUAUUUGUAUCUUCAUGAGCUUCGGCUCGUUGGGGUUUGGAAUGGCAGCUGCUGUCAUAGCCACCUUGUUGGGCCAGCCCACGUUUGUGUCUGCCAUGCAACUGGACGGGCCACAUGCCCAGUCUCUCGAGGGCUGUAUGAACAGUCUUUUCUACGUUGGCGGGAUUUUCGGCUCAUUCAAUCACGGUUGGAUGGCAAACCGUUUUGGACGGAAAUUGUCCAUUACGUUCGGCGCAGUGAUGUUGUUGGUCUCACAAGCCUUGCUGACAGGGUCUGUUCACCCUGCUAUGUUCAUUGUCUUUCGAUUCUUUUCAGGCUGGGGUGGCUUCCAAAUCGUUUGUGGAGUUCCGCUGUGGAUCGGAGAGAUUGUACCGCCCAAAAACCGUGGAAUGCUCUCGGACAUUCAUGCGAUUUUCAUCAACACCGGAUACCUCAUCAAUGGGGUCAGUGCCAUUGGGUACUACUACUAUCAAAGCCCGGAUGCAUGGCGGCUAUCGCUAGGCAUCACAAUGGUCCCACCAACUCUCCUACUCUGCGGAAUCUACUGGCUGCCGGAGUCUCCGCGCUAUUUGAUAUCAACAGACCGACACGAGGAAGCUUGGAGUGUGAUUCAUCGGCUCCAUUCCGACCCACGGGAUCCCGACGACACCUUUGCAACUCGGGAGUUCCUGCAGAUCUACAAGCAGAUCCAGUUGGAUAAAUCCUUGAAAGGUGGCUACGCCGAAAUCUUCCGUCGGCCAUCAUACAGAAAAAGGGCCAUUAUUAACUAUGGAGUUACCUUGUACAAGGGACUUGGCUACACUGGAGUCAAGUCUUUGGCCUUUUCCGCUGGAUACAUCGGUCAGUCGUGGAUAACAAGCGUGUUAGCCAUGACAUACGUGGAUCGAGUGAAAAGAAACUAUCUCAUCUCUGCCGGCUUUUUCAUGUCCAUGGUCUCCUUGAUCGUCUACACGGGUCUUAUCGCAACCUAUCUGGAAUCCGACAACCGAAAUGCAAAAGCCGCGGCCGUGUCCAUGCUAUUUCUCUACAUCAGUUCAUUUGAGCUGUUUUUGGAUGGCCCGGAGUUCUUUUACAUCACGGAGAUAUGGCCAAGUCACUUGCGAGCUCAAGGAUUUGCACUCGGAAUGGCAGUCUACAGUGGAAUCAACCUUUGCUGGCUCCAGGCAGCACCGACCGCUUUCGCGAACAUUGGCUGGCGCUUCUACAUCCUCUUCAUCUUCUUUGCCGCCCUCGGCGGUGUCUUGAGUUUCUUCUACUACCCCGAUACGCUGCACAAGCCUCUGGAAGAGAUUGCGGCCAUCUUUGGUGACGACGACCUGGUCGUUCUCUAUCAGAGAGACCUGGUUGGCCAGGAAUCACAGAAAUUGUCUCUCGAGGCGAUCAUCGGUGACGGGUCAAAAGACUCUGGCAGUGAUAUCCCAGAAAUCAAGGAGAUUGUCAACAAAGCUUAA